Glycine soja is the source of this 2452-nucleotide messenger RNA. RefSeq names its product O-fucosyltransferase 29-like. The coding region runs from base 730 to 2070 and encodes 446 amino acids. The record is from RefSeq and is a predicted model, not a curated record. NCBI's taxonomy places the organism in Eukaryota, Viridiplantae, Streptophyta, Magnoliopsida, Fabales, Fabaceae. The transcript is spliced from 8 exons.
GUUCCAGAGUGCUUGUCUUUUGUGGUAGAUGCUGAUGGAUGGAGAUUUAUGACCUAAUAAUGGCAAUUUUGGAAGUUUUUUUAAUUUGAGAGUGUUGUGAUUGUGAGUUUCCAUCUUGCUAUUUGGGUAAUUGAUUACUCUUUUGUCCGUUCUUGUCAAAUUUCUUUGCUUCUUUGGGUUAUGUGAUAUGAUAUUAUUAGUUUAGUUAGGGAUUAUGUGAUAUGAUCAACACUGUUAUUAGAAAGAAAGAAAAAUAAUUCAUUUUGGGAUAUUAUGGCAAGAUUAGGAUUUAGGAAAGCAAUUAAUGAGGCCAAAGACCAAGAAGGCAGAAGACGCUGUUUACUGGGUGCUAUGAUCUUUUUAGUGAUUUCCGUCAUGCUAGCUUAUGUCUUAUAUGGCUUUUUGGUAUUAUGUGGUAUUAGAAUUUACCUUGUGGGAUUCUUAGUAUACAAGUAUUUUCUACUUCAUUCUUUGAUUUUCUCUGUAGAAACUUGGGUGCUUUACUAGAGUUCAGUAGCCCUCUAUUACCAUAAAAUAAUAGGUUCGUAACAGUAGAACUGUAGAAGUGAUCCUACUUUGACAGUUAUGGACUAGCAUUCUAGGCAUGGUGUUUUUCUGCUUUUGUAUAUGGUACAGUGUUAUGGAUAUCAAAUUCUUCCAUAUUACUUGUGGCAGCUGAAUGGCUUACAAAACUUUAGAUGAUUUGCCCUCUAUUUUUUUAAAAUCAACAUGCUAUGGCAUCACCUUCCUGCUAUUUCAAACACAUCUGCUGUACGUGAGCGGAAGUCCAAAGGCUACUUGUUAAUUGCAACUAGUGGAGGACUGAACCAACAAAGAAAUGGGAUAACAGAUGCAGUUGUUGUUGCAAGAAUUCUUAAUGCUACACUAGUUGUACCUGAGUUGGAUCAUCAAUCUUUUUGGAAAGAUGACAGUGACUUUGCCAAUAUUUUUGAUAUGAAUUGGUUCAUUACUUAUCUCGCAAAAGACAUUACUAUUGUUAAAAGAGUUCCUGAUAAGGUCAUGCGGUCCAUGGAGAAACCCCCUUAUACAAUGCGUGUACCAAGGAAAUCAGAACCUGAAUAUUAUCUUGAUCAAGUUUUGCCGAUACUCUCAGGAAGACGGGUUCUGCAAUUGACAAAAUUUGACUAUAGACUUGCGAAUAAUCUUGAUGAUGAGCUGCAAAAAUUACGUUGCCGUGUUAAUUAUCAUGCUUUGAGAUUUACUAAACCUAUACGAGAACUUGGUCAAAGACUUGUAAUGAGAAUGCGAAAGAUGGCAAGUCGUUAUAUAGCAGUCCAUUUGAGGUUUGAGUCAGAUAUGCUGGCAUUUUCAGGUUGUUAUUUUGGUGGUGGUGAAAAAGAAAGACGCGAGCUUGGUGAAAUCAGGAAAAGGUGGACAACGUUGCCUGAUUUGAGCCAUGAUGGAGAGCGGAAGCGUGGGAAAUGUCCUCUUACUCCUCAUGAAGUGGGUUUGAUGUUGCGAGCACUUGGUUUUACAAACGACACAUAUCUCUAUGUCGCAUCAGGAGAAAUAUAUGGUGGGGAUGAGACCAUGCAGCCUCUCAGAGAUGUUUUCCCCAACAUUUAUACAAAGGAGAUGCUUGCUCAAAAAGAAGAGCUGAAACCUUUUCUUCCAUUCUCUUCCCGCCUUGCUGCUAUUGACUACAUCGUUUGUGAUGAAAGUAAUGUAUUUGUCACUAACAACAAUGGUAACAUGGCCAAAAUCCUUGCUGGUCGUAGGAGGUAUAUGGGUCACAAAAGAACCAUCAGACCAAAUGCAAAGAAGCUUAGUGCGCUGUUCAUGUCAAGGCAUGAGAUGGACUGGGAUACAUUUGCAAGUAAGGUUAAAGCAUGUCAAAGAGGAUUCAUGGGAGAGCCAGAUGAGAUGAGACCUGGACGAGGAGAGUUUCAUGAAUAUCCAAGUACAUGUGUGUGUGAGAAACCAUUCAUGGAUGAUCUUAGCCAAGACGGAUUCCGGCCCCCUAAACUCGCAGCCAACAACGUGACAGUGAAUGGAGGAGGAAAUGAAGAAAGUGUACGAAAGCGAAGUGGGAGAAUGGCCAGCACGUGAUAAAGAUGAGUGAGUUUGGACCAGCGUCAGGAAGAAGACCAGACAAUUGUUAAUGGCAAGAAAUGCUCUAUGGCAACGCCUCCAUGUUAAAUUCUGAUUUGGCAACUAUCAUGUUGGUGCUAAUUUAAUUAGUCACGGCCAUGAUGAAAAUCCUCUUCAUUCACAUCGGGGAAUGACUCUACUCAGAUUCAUGUAUAGGGCAAAACGUAAGAGACAUCAACGCAUUACAAAUGUUGAUAAUAGAUAUGUUUGAAUUAGAAUUAUAGGUGAUUUUAUUUUGCGACAAAAUUCUUCAGAUUUCCACCUUGCAUAUUCUAACUCACCCUCUGCUGUAAUGUUUUUAAAAUUGAAUCGGUCUAGUUUAAAAAAACAUUACAGGGAA